Cydia amplana is the source of this 965-nucleotide messenger RNA. RefSeq lists its product as uncharacterized. The record is from RefSeq and is a predicted model, not a curated record. The coding region runs from base 18 to 965 and encodes 315 amino acids. Gene Ontology annotation, molecular function: serine-type endopeptidase inhibitor activity. NCBI's taxonomy places the organism in Eukaryota, Metazoa, Arthropoda, Insecta, Lepidoptera, Tortricidae. The transcript has 3 exons.
UUAAAGAUUGUCCAACGAUGGAAGUGGUCGAUGCUAAGUUGCUAUUAAAAUUGAUUAUAUCCGUUCUUUAUGUAUCCAUUGUUGUUUCAGUGUCCUCCGAAUGCGAGACUCCUCUCAACAGCAGCGACUGCGGGCUGCCCUCUACUGUCGUAUACACGUACUACAGUCAAAGUUCCGUCUGCUACCCGGACUUAUGGCGGGGGUGUCCGACCAACAACAAGUUCAACAACGAGGACGAGUGCUUGAAAUCCUGUGUCAUGUAUUUCGAAGUAACUGAGCCUACGCCGAAGAAAAAUGAUGCUAUUGCUAGUAAAGUGCAGGUGAAAACCAACACGAACAGUCAGUCAGUAAAAAUUUACCGAUGUGAUGUCCCCCUCAACAUCAGUCCUUGCACUAAACAGAUGAAGUUAGUUUACACUUACAGCGACGAAAUAAACUCGUGCAUUAUGGCCGUAUGGUCAGGAUGUCCUACUGAAAACAUGUUUCCUGACAUCACGUCAUGUCAGGAUAAUUGUCAAGAAAAGAAGGACAAUAAACUGAAACAAAAAGAUAAAUCGACGGUACAAGAAGCUUCGAAUGUUCUUAAAGAGUUGAUUAAGAAAAUGUAUGCACUAAAUAAAGAAAACACACUGGAACAUAAGGAUAAUUCCAAUGUACAAGAAGUUUCAAAUGUUUUUAAGAAAUUAAUGAAGAAAACUAAUGCACUGAAUAAAGAAAAUAAACUAGAUGAAAAGGAUAUAUUCAAGGUACAAAAAGUUCCAAAUGUAUAUAAGAAGUUGAAAGAGAAAAUGGAAGCACUGAAAAAAGGAAAUAAAUCUGGUAAAACCAUUGAUUUGGACGCAAAAGCCUACUUUAUAUAUAAACUUGUAAUAGCUAAUAUGGAAUUGGAUGAACGCACUGAACAUGGAGACAUUGAUUUGAUGUUACUUGACGAAAAUGUAACAUUUAGGAACAAUUUAAAAUAG